Messenger RNA from Dicentrarchus labrax (European seabass), 2747 nucleotides. It is a transcript of the gene gng12a, whose product is annotated as guanine nucleotide binding protein (G protein), gamma 12a. The record is from RefSeq and is a predicted model, not a curated record. Bases 406 to 624 code for a protein of 72 amino acids. Gene Ontology annotation, cellular component: heterotrimeric G-protein complex. Lineage: Eukaryota; Metazoa; Chordata; Actinopteri; Moronidae. Gene Ontology annotation, biological process: G protein-coupled receptor signaling pathway. Gene Ontology annotation, molecular function: G-protein beta-subunit binding. The transcript has 3 exons.
CGCCACUGUGUCGGUUGGUCCGCCUCUCUCCUCCCGACUAAACUCGGCUGUUCUCGACGAGAAGCGUCCAAGUGGCGGAGGAAAAGGAAAGGAGAGAGGGGGAGACUGGCCGUACUGGGAAAGAGAAAAAAAAAAAAGUAAACGACAAUUGAAUAUUAACAAGCAACCGUCAGCGGAAAGUGGAAGCGGUACGGAUCGGCAGCUUUGAAGUGUCCAGUGAGGUAGCUGGUUUCCCACAGUCUAUGGUGUAAACACAUUAGUGUAGUUGUGACAUUGCGCCGUGAGCGACAGAGCAGAGGGAAAGGUCUCCUCCCAGUCUGUUGACGGAUACAGUUUGGCUUCAGUGAAAGGAGACACGGCUAGACCUGACUGUACAUUACCCCGGCCAGUGUUGUAUUGCCCAGGAUGUCUUCGAAAGCUCACAGUUCCAAUAACAUCGCCCAUGCCCGGCGGACGGUGCAGCAGCUGAGAAUAGAGGCGAGCCUUGAGAGGAUAAAGGUAUCCAAGGCCUCUGCGGACCUUAUGAACUACUGCAGUGCACACGCCAGAAACGACCCUCUCCUUAUGGGCAUCCCCACUUCAGACAAUCCCUUCAAGGACAAAAAACCCUGCACUAUAUUGUAGUGGACGCCACUUAGCCUUUAUGUGUUUUUUUUUUUUUUUUUUUUGCUUAUUAAUGUUGCUGUAUUCUUUUUGUUGGGAGGAGUAAGGGGUGGACUGUGAUCGUAUUAUUACCAUGUGUUCACCUGUUCUGUUAACAAUUCAGCAAUCCAACCACCAUUUUCUUUAAAAACAGCAAUUUGUAAUGAGUAAAAAAAAAAAAAAAACCUACAACCUGUACUAUUCUCUGAUAUUUCCCCUGGCAGUGCCACUGUUCAGUUUGAGCUCCGACCACUAACAAGACUUUGGCUGCAUGAGUAGUGAUGGCAUCAAGUACAUGAUGUUCCUGAAAUAAUAAUGAGCAGAUGUUAUUGUUUAUAUGUUGUAACAGCACUGGCACUCGUCAAUGAUUUGGUCCUUCCUAUGUAAACAGUCUCCAUUGGGCUGUGACUGUUACUGUCUCGCUGGUUUGCCUUAAGUGGAUUCAUGCAGCCAAAGUUACCCCUCAGUCCUUUAAAAGCAUAUAAGUUUUAAGAUGGAUAAUAAUGGCUCUUAUCAUGUGGCUUCAGACUUAAUUUCCACCGGUAUUUUCCAGAUAUUGUGCAGUUUAGAUCACUGGAUUCAGGGGUCUGGGUUUACGUUGAGCUUCUACUCAAAUGUUACCACAAUGUAUCUUUGAUUGGGGCGGUAAUGUCGCCUUAUCUGGUGUUAGAAUUCAGAUACUCAAAGUAUUGUGCAACCCACUGGUCCAUGACAAUCCACAUGCCAUUUAACUCAUUGUAUUCCUGUCUGGUAUUUGCAGUAUGAUUACCAUAAUACAGUGUUGUCUUUAGCUUAUUUAAUGAACCAUCAUGUUGAGAAGGGUUCCUUAUAAGCAUCUUAAAUCCAAGAUCUUUGCUCAGAUUCAAGCCAUUGGGACAAUAUGACCCCAGUGCUGUGAUGCUUUUGGAAAUCUGUCAGCUGUACAUGUAAAAUACAGAUAAUGAAGCGAAAAUGAAAAUGCUUUAUCACAUGAAUGCAGUGCAGAAUUAUGUUUUUUUUUUUUUUUUUUUUUUUACUUAAAGCGUCAGCUGCCAUUGUGUGUUGGGCAACACUGUGUAAUGAAGACCCUGGGACCAAGCUAAACCAAUGGACUACAUUGCAAAACAUCUAAAUAUGCUUUUGAAUAAGACUAUUUUUAGCCAUUCCUACUGAAAACUUUCUGUGGUACGCUAUUUUUAGGAAACUGACGGCACAAUGUGCGCCACGAGUGUUACGCAACUCUGUGAGCCACGCCUACUUGCUCAUCACAAGUGUCUUAGUUGAGCGAAUGUGCACAUGGUUCGUUGUCUUAAAGUGUUUUUGGCACAAGUGUUGUAGGUACAGGUGUGAAUGGUAGUGUGCAUUGAUGAUAAAAACCAGUCUCCCAAGACUGCUCUCAAAUUUUUUCACGUUUUUCAAUUUUCACUAUAACGUUGGUGUCGGUGCGGGUCUUCAAUCUUCAGUCUAACAUGUCCUUCAUGUUGUGAUUUUCAAAAACAGAAUAGAUAAAUAAAACACUUCUUUCACUCUAAAGCCUUACUUAUGUUUGCCUUGUAUCAUGAAGACAACUCUGAAUGGGAGUGCUUUCUUUAAGAAAAAAGAAGAUUCUGUCGAAUGUUUUUAUUUGUGGGAUGAAAGUGAUUUGUAACAAUAUUGUGCCAUCUGUUUUUGUCCACAUGCAGAAAAUGUUAAACCGUGUUUCACUUACCUGGUGCUCCACUUUUCAGCAGUUUUUGGUAUUGUUGCCUUCUCCAAAGGGUACGUUCAGGUCUUCAAAUCAGCGAGAUCUGGUGUUAUUAUCCAGUUGUAUUUUUUAUGAUUGUCUCUAGCCAUCAGUUCUUCUUACUUGAAAUAAAUCAUUCCAAUAUGCCUCUUAAGGAAAAGGUCAGAUUACCACUGCCAUGUCAUAAUUUCUGUCCAUUCAGCAACUCUGUAACGGCCUUAUUGUACCAUUGAUAGAUUAAUUUAACUGUCAGAAUCUGCAUUUUUGAUAAAUGUCUUUAUUAAUAUACCAACCUUUGUAUGAAGACUUAACAAAGAUUAAUAAAGUGAAGCAUUCCUACAGUACAAUACUGUACUAAUAUCUCAAUAAAGAUGUGUUGUGCUGCACAGUCGGAAGAUUGCAA